Messenger RNA from Penicillium verhagenii, 960 nucleotides. RefSeq names its product alpha/beta hydrolase. The transcript has 6 exons. The record is from RefSeq and is a predicted model, not a curated record. NCBI's taxonomy places the organism in Eukaryota, Fungi, Ascomycota, Eurotiomycetes, Eurotiales, Aspergillaceae. Gene Ontology annotation, molecular function: hydrolase activity. Bases 1 to 960 code for a protein of 319 amino acids.
AUGGAAUUAGCUUUGUCACAAUCAUGGGUCGAUCAGAUAGAGCAAGCUCUCGGCCAAAGGCCACAAUUUUCGGGUGAUGCAUUGGCUAUGAGAGAGCAAUACAAAGCUCUCGCAAACCAGAUAAAUGCUUCCCACAAAAGGUCCCUUGACCUAAAAAUCGAGGAUGUCCCAAUCACGGAAUAUCUUGCCGCUAGGGUUUAUACCCCUCCUCGUAAGGAUGAACAACUAUUGCCGGUUGGUGUCUACUUUCAUGGUGGUGGGUGGUGUUGUGGUGAUGUGGAGACCGAGGACGGUAUCUGCCAACUCUUAUCUGAAAAUGUUCCUUGCAUUAUUGUUUCACUGGAAUAUCGACGGGCACCUGAGCAUAAAAGCCCAGUGCCGCUUCAGGAUGUGCUGGAGGGUUGGACCUGGGCAUGGAACAAUGCAUCGAUGCUGAAUGGUGACCGAGCUAGAUAUUUUGCGAUUGGACAGAGCGCUGGAGGUCAUCUUGCACUGGCUUUAGUGAAUAAGCUUGUCGCACUGGAUCGAAAGAUUGAAAUCCGCGGUGUCGCAGCUCUUGCUCCAAUCACUACUCAUCCUGCCGGGGUCCCCAGCAAAUAUAAGGAUAAGUAUCAGUCUUUCACUGAUUGUGCAGACGCUCCGCUUAACACAGCAUUUGCUAUGAAUACAUUCUUCGACGCCGUUGGGGCGAGCCCUGAAGAUCCGGAUUUCUUUAUUAUCAACAGUGGGCACAUAAAGGAUUUCCCUCCAACCUACCUGGUUGUGUGUGACAUCGAUCCGAUUCGCGAUGAUGGCCUAGUGAUGCAUAGCCUAUUGAAAGAGGCCGGUGUUCCAACGAAGCUUGAUUAUUACAUCGGCUUACCUCAUGUCUUUUGGGCGUUGGACUGUAAGCCACCAAGCGGGAACUUCCUAAGUGACGUGCUUAAAGGUAUCAACUUCUUCAUGAAUGAUGCAGUGUAA